Molecule: messenger RNA, 1218 nt
Organism: Arabis nemorensis
Lineage: Eukaryota; Viridiplantae; Streptophyta; Magnoliopsida; Brassicales; Brassicaceae
Source: the annotation of a GenBank genome assembly
AUGUCGAAGUUAGAGUGGGAAGAAGCUCGAUGUUCUGUCUGUAUGGACCAUCCUCACAACUGCAUCCUUCUCAUUUGCACUUCCUAUGGAAAUGGAUGCAGACCUUACAUGUGUGACACAAGUUACCAGCAUUCUAACUGCUUCGAACAGUUUCUCAAAGCUUCUAAUGAGACAGAGACAGAGUCAGCAGUUGCAAACCCGAGGGUACAUGGGACUCAUGUGUCUACAUUUUCUAACGAAGACAAAGAGAAAGCCAAACCAAACCUUAAAUGCCCGUUAUGUCGUGGUCAUAUAAUGAGAUGGGAUGUGGUAAAUGCUGCUCGAUGGUUCAUGAACUCGAAGCUAAGAAGCUGUUCUUUCGAGAGUUGUGAUUAUAGCGGAACAUAUUAUGAUUUGAGAAAGCACGUAAUGGCUAAGCAUCCAAAUGAAAGACCAUCAGAGGUUGAUCCAGAAAGAGAGCGUCGUUGGAGGAGAUUAGAACGUCAAAGAGAGUUAGGAGGAGGAGUGGUAGUAGUAGCUUGCCAGGUACAUCUAGAGCUAGCUAGGUUAGAGAUUGGUGUUAGAAGAAGGAGAGCUGAAGAUAAUAACACUUUAGAUCUCAAUAACUUACCUGAUGAUCCUUCUAGAGAAUUUUUCCCAUUCUUUGAAGAAGGCUCCUCUUCCUCUUCUUCUUCUGGAGGGUUUAGAGAGAAGCAAAACAAAGAUGGAAAAGAGUAUGAAUGUAGAUUUUGUUCACUCAAAUUCUUCAAAUCUCAAGCUCUCGGUGGUCACAUGAACCGCCACCGUCAAGAGAGGGAAACGGAGUCAUUAAACAAAGCUCGUGAACUUGUUCUUCGCAACGAUACUUUUCCUCCUCAGCAAGGACCUCCAUCUUUUAGUUAUCAUCAAGGAGACCUAAUAACACCAUUCAAACCAAUGAUGUAUCCACCAAGAUUAUUCUCCAUUUCCCCCUCUUCCUCCACCCUUCCACCACCACCACUUAUGCAACCUUAUCUCUAUCCACCACCGUCUCCUCCGCGACCACCAAGGUUUCCUCACCGUGAUGACUUCUACUUGCACAACAAUGGUACACAUCACCAAACCCUAACCAAUAGUAGUUGCGGUGGCCGUGCACCGCCUGAAUCGAGUUACAGCUUCAUCGGUGGUGCACCGGUGGCUAAUAGCUCUAGAGUUGCUCCUCCUCUUCUUCAGCAUCUACCACCACAUCCUGGACUAUAA